Messenger RNA from Monodelphis domestica (gray short-tailed opossum), 5972 nucleotides. It is a transcript of the gene TPCN1, whose product is annotated as two pore segment channel 1. Gene Ontology annotation, cellular component: lysosomal membrane; endosome membrane. The record is from RefSeq and is a predicted model, not a curated record. Gene Ontology annotation, molecular function: monoatomic ion channel activity; voltage-gated channel activity. Gene Ontology annotation, biological process: transmembrane transport; monoatomic ion transport. NCBI's taxonomy places the organism in Eukaryota, Metazoa, Chordata, Mammalia, Didelphimorphia, Didelphidae.
UGCCAUGACUACAGGGAAGCCGAGUUUUGGCUCAAGGUACAGAGAACUUUCUAAUGCUUUUGCUCCGUUCAGAAAUGGGCUGGAACGCCUUCCGAGGUGGCGAGCUCUCUGUCACUGUCAUGUGCCAACGGAAGGCUACCUGACCACCUGUCAGGGUGUGGUAUUGGGCGUUCAUCUGGAAGGUCACUCCCAGCUCUGAGACUGAUAAAGGAAGGACGAGAGGGUGCUUGGAGCACUAGAGAGACUAGACAGACGCAGGAGACACAUCCCUGAGCCGAGCCUGAGCACCCUGAAGCAAUGGUGCCUGGGCAGGAGCUGUCAGUCCAACACAGAAGCACGAGCAGAGCAGGAACAAAAUGUUUCCCUCUGUCGAGCUUUCCCUGAAGGCCUGAAAAAGGAUCGUCCUCGCUGCCAAGAAUCCUCCCCGUUGGCUUUCCUUGGCCUUUUGAAGAACUCCAACAAGCAGAGGGACAGAAGCCCUGCUGCAAGCUUUUCCUGCUCCCCAGCUCUCCUCCCUCCCCUCUUCCUCUCGCCCUCCCUCCCUCUCCCUUGCCUCUUCUCCGGUUUCCAGCUUGGGCCCUCGCAGCAAAGGCAGAAAUGCAGAAGAGCCAGCCACCCCCCACCUGCCUGGUGGAGAAUGCGGAGGCCGAGCUUUCCGAAAGCCCCAUGGUGAGGUCCUCCUAUCUCAUGGAGCCAGGCACUGAUGAUGGAGGCGACUAUAUUAUCAGUGACUUGAGGGUGGCCAGCCCAGACUCGGGGGAUGGGAGCUCCCCCUUGAGUCCCACCAGACCCUCCUGGGAAAUGAAUUAUCAAGAGGCAGCAAUCUACCUCCAGGAAGGUGAAAAUAAUGACAAGUUCUUCACUCACCCCAAGAAUGCCCAUGCUCUGGCUGCCUACCUUUUUGUCCACAACCACCUGUUCUACCUGAUGGAGCUGACCACGGCUUUGCUCCUGCUGCUGCUCUCUCUCUGCGAGGCUCCUGCUGUCCCUGCUCUCCGACUUGGCAUUUAUGUGCAUGCCACCCUGGAGCUGUUCGCCCUUAUGGUGGUGGUCUUUGAGCUGUGCAUGAAGAUGCGAUGGCUGGGCUUCCACACCUUCAUCCGGCACAAGCGUACCAUGGUCAAGACUGUGGUGCUGCUGGUCCAGUUUGUCGAAGCCAUCGUGGUGCUGGUUCGUCAGACAUCGCAUGUGCGGGUGACCCGCGCCCUGCGCUGCAUCUUCUUGGUGGAUUGCCGAUACUGCGGUGCUGUCCGUCGCAACCUGCGGCAGAUCUUCCAGUCUCUCCCUCCCUUCAUCGACAUCCUCCUCCUGCUACUCUUCUUCAUGGUGAUCUUUGCUAUCUUGGGAUUUUAUUUGUUCUCCCCAAAUUCCUCAGACCCGUACUUUAGCACCUUGGAGAACAGCAUUGUUAGCCUCUUCGUCCUGCUCACCACAGCUAACUUCCCAGAUGUCAUGAUGCCCUCAUACUCACGGAGCCCCUGGGCCUGCGUCUUCUUCAUCGUGUACCUCUCCAUCGAGCUCUACUUCAUCAUGAACUUGCUCCUGGCUGUCGUGUUCGAUACAUUCAAUGACAUCGAGAAGCGCAAGUUCAAGUCUCUGUUGCUUCACAAGCGCACGGCCAUUCAGCAUGCGUACAGCCUGCUCCUCAGCCAGCGGAGGCCCUCUGGGAUCUCCUUCCGGCAGUUUGAAGGCCUAAUGCGGUUUUAUAAGCCCCGGAUGGGGGCUCGGGAGCGCUAUCUCACUUUCAAAGCUCUGAAUCAAAGCAAUACCCCUCUGCUCAGUCUGAAGGAUUUUUAUGAUAUCUAUGAAGUUGUUGCCUUAAAAUGGAAGGCAAAACGCAAUAAAGAACACUGGUUCGAUGAGCUUCCCCGCACAGCCUUCCUCAUUUUCAAAGGCAUUAAUAUCCUAGUGAAAUCCAAAGGCUUCCAGUAUUUCAUGUAUGUGGUGGUAGCUGUCAAUGGUAUAUGGAUCCUCGUGGAAACUUUCAUGCUGAAAGGUGGAAACUUCUUCUCCAAAAACGUGCCCUGGAGUUACAUUGUCUUCCUCACCAUCUAUGGGGUAGAACUGCUUCUGAAGACCACGGGUUUGGGGCCUGUGGAAUAUCUCACCUCUGGAUGGAACCUUUUUGACUUCUCUGUAACGGCAUUCGCCUUCCUGGGACUCUUAGCCUUGGCUUUCAACAUGGAGCCCUUCUAUUUCAUCGUGGUCCUACGCCCACUCCAGCUCCUGAGGUUGUUUAAGUUGAAAAAGCGGUACAGGAAUGUGCUGGACACCAUGUUUGAGCUGCUCCCCCGCAUGGCCAGCCUGGGCCUCACCCUGCUCAUUUUUUACUACUCCUUUGCCAUCGUGGGCAUGGAGUUCUUCUAUGGAAUCCUCUACCCCAACUGCUGCAACACCAGCACAGUGGCCGAUUCCUAUCGCUGGAUCAACCACACGCUGGACAACAAGACCAGCGUGGAAGAGGGCUACUAUUAUCUCAACAACUUCGACAACCUCCUGAACAGUUUUGUGACCUUGUUCGAGCUUACAGUGGUCAAUAACUGGUACAUUAUCAUGGAAGGGGUCACCUCUCAGACUUCCCACUGGAGCCGCCUGUACUUCAUGAUAUUCUACAUUGUGACCAUGGUGGUGAUGACCAUUAUCGUCGCCUUCAUCCUUGAGGCCUUCGUUUUCAGAAUGAACUAUAGCCGGAAAAACCAGGACUCUGAAGUAGACAGAGGCAUCAUCCUAGAGAAGGACAUUUCCAAGGAGGAGCUGAUGGCUAUAUUGGAGCUCUAUAGGCAGAUCCAGGGUUCUGCUUCUGACAUCUCUCAAUUCCUGAAAAUCCGCUCACAGAUGGAUAAAUACGGGCAAAACUCUGUGGUGUUUCUGGGAAGAAGGUCGAAGACCAAAAGCGACCUGAGCAUAAAGAUGUACCAAGAAGAGAUAAAGGAAUGGUAUGAGGAGCAUGCCCGGGAACGAGAGUUGCAGCACAGACAGGAGGGGCCCUUCAGCACGCUGCCCACAUCCCAGCAGUGCCCAGGAGGCCGCCCUCGCUCUCAGACCAUCAUCUAGCCUGCCCCAGCUAAUGAAAGCCAUUUCUUCUAUGCAAUAACACAAUAGUAUUAUUUUACAAUAAUGGGUUGAACUAUGUACCCGUGGGUAAAGUGGGUUAGAUUUUUAACCCCCCUGGGCCCACUCUCCAUUUCUCCUAACUCCAAAAGUAAGUAGCUUGGGAAGUGGCCCAGAUGGGCUUCCUCCACUGAGGUGACCUUAAGCUGCAGAAAAACCUAUUUUUAAAAAGAACCGACCCCUCACGCGGGCUGUGCCCAUAGCCACCUUCCCCAAACAGAUGGCCCCAAUGCACAGACUCAGGGGCUGAUCUGACACCCGCCAUCCCCCCACGUACCUCCCUGUCUCGGUGUAGGGACAAAACCACUGAAGAAAAGAAGCAGAGCCCCAGCGGUCCCCGUUUCUGUAGGAUCAAUGAUGACGUCAUGCCCUUGAACAGAAGGGCACCCAGUCAGGGGUGAAGAGCAGGCAGGGAGUGGGGCUGGGCACACAGGGAAACCGAUUCCCCAAGUGCUCAGGGACUGGGAAAGGCCACACUGACUCUUAAGGAACUCGAGGCUCCCUUCCAAAUGCCUUGGUUUCAGUCCUGUUAAAACCAUCUCCCAUCGUUCACCCAGCAAGCGUUCGUCCCAAAAGACAACCCUCAGGGGCCCGUAGAGGCAGGAGCCCCUCGUCACCCCUUGCCUGGCUGGGGACAGGCUGGACCCCACUUCGGGCACGGGAAAUGGAGCCAGGGAUAGCGUGGGCCGGGACUUCUCCUGGGAGCCCUUUCUCCAUUUUUAAGUUCGACUUGUGGCCUCGUCACAAGACUGGCCCAUCGUCCAGAUGAUGGAAAGGCUCCUGUUUAAUUAUGAAUUCUGCUUUGUUAUAGUCCGGCUAACUGAAGUCUUAAUGUGUCUUCAUUACUAAUGUUUAUAUGAACUCAUAUUAAUGCGUUGUAUGUAUCUCUGCGUAGGUCUCGUAUUGUCCUUUGAGAAGGGCCUCCCGUGAGCUUCCCAGUUACAGCGUAGCACACUCGAGGCCGGCUGGUGAGGGGCAACGCUCAGCCCCAGCUUCCAGCCCUUCUCGACCUUAAACUCUCCUUAGUCAUCCCUGGCAGCAGGGAGGAGGGCCCAGAGCCUAGGAGAGGCCGCCCUAAAGGGGGACGCACAAACCCCCCACUCCCGGGACCUUCAUUUGGCUUCUUGGCACCACCGUGCUUCCGGGCCUUGGGCUGGGCCACAGCCUGACUGCUCAUUGUGCCUAGCUGGGAGGUAGCUUCCUCAGAGCUCAUCUGGUUCAGACGGUGCCCAGACCCAAGCAGCCCUUGUUCGAGGGCUCCUGGGGCUGUCCCGGAGCGCCUCUUAGGUCAGGUAGCCAGAGCAGAGCCACAUCAUCCGCCUGGAGUGCUCUUUGUGGGGCGGGGGAGGCUUCCAGCAGUGGGGGACGGCAGCGGCCAGAGUUCCGCUCUUUGGAAGCCGCCUUUGGCCCCCUGCCUGUCCUCUUGGGCUUGGGAGCAAGGGUCACGGGCUCGGGGCCCUUCCUGGCAGAGGAGAAAGGAAAAGCAAAAUCCACAGUGACGUCUAGGUAGAAAACAGCAGCUGCUCUGGGCGUUUCACACCCCAGGCUUCCCGCUGCCCCCACUGCCCCACUGGAUGUGACGAGGACGAGUACCGUCUUCCUCUCACCAACAGGGAGCGGGCAGGCGGGCACCCCUCCCCUCCCCUCCCCUUCUCCUCACACUCCCAUAAGUGACGGGCCAGGCCACUCGUUCUCUCAUCUGGAAGCCAAGCUUGGGAAGGCAUUCUGAGAUCCGUUUGGGAUUUCCCCCCAUUUUUAAUUUUCUAAGUUCCUCCCCUCGAGUCUGAGAAUGAGAGAGACUAUCGAGGGUUAGAGAAGAGUAGGGUUGGGGCCCAGAAGAUAACCCUGCUCCUUUCUGGUUCCUGAUGUCAUUUAGGAGGCCCUUCCUAGCUGGUCUGGAGGGACCGAUAGAACAACCCGGCCCUCCAUCCCCAAAGGAAAAAACAAAGGCAACCAAGUGUUUGUACGUUGGAUAUCUGGGGCCUUUGGCGGAUGGAUUGGAUUCUGGAGACUAAUCAGAUCAAGAAAGCUUAAAGGCAAGGGGCAGCUAGGUGGCUCAGGAGAUAGAGCCCUAGGCCUAGAGACUGGAGGUUCUGGGUUCAAAUCUAACAUCAGACCUUCCCUAGUGGUGUGACCCUGGGCAAGUCACUUAAGCCCCAUCAUUGCCUAGCCCUUAUUGUUCUUCAACCUUGGGAUCAAUACAUAGUAUUGAUUCUAAGAUGGAAGGUAGAAGUUAAAAAAAAAAAAGCAAGCUGGAUCUUUGCAAUGAAAAUCUGCACCCUUCUCAGCCCUCUCAAGCUCAGCUCUGCCCCCUCCCCCCCACCAAGCACAAAAGUAGAGCUUCGAGCCCAUGCCGGGCCUGGAUGUGCGAUUCGUUAGUGAUGGUGAAGCUUUGGUACAGCUGGUCUGGAGAUGGUAGGUCCAGGCCAGGCCUGGGCGAAGGGUGCCCGUGGUGGUGCCCACAGGUCUGCCUGGGCGCCCAAGUGAAAAGCAGAAACCGAAGUAGAUGGAUGGUUCUGGAGCCAGAGGGGGCUCCACACCCCUUUCUCUAGCCAUGGAAACGGCUACCUUGCCCAAGGACACGAGCGAGUCUGGGCCCGAGCUGCGCCUUUGUCCCUGGCCCGCUUUGCACAGCGCACGAGUUUGGAGAGAACACCUUUGGGGUAAAGGUAUCUGCUCCUGACCCUCCUCGAUCCCCCUUCCCUUGCCCCCCGCCUUACUCAAAGCCACUGAGACAAUCAUUUUGUAUAGACGAGAGGCGCGCCGGGAGGUUUGUACGUUGGCGAUUUCUCUGAAUAACCAUCAGUACGAGGGUCUCUAGACCUUAGGCACAUGAAUAAAAGGAUGCCCUGCUUUGUAAA